CAUCGGCCGAGUAUUUCGUCCACAAUCUCAUGAGUCCCGUCUAUUUCUACAACAAAUUCAAACACUUGCCAUCAGAUGCCCUGAUCCUUGAAAUAGGACCGCACGGACUGUUCAGUCAAGUAGUGAAGGAAACCCUCGAAUCGGGUACUUAUGUGUCACUCAUUAAGAAAGACUCAAACGAUACAAAUCUGGAUAUGUUUUUGGCUUCAAUCGCAAAGUUGUAUGAAUUAGGACUCAAUCCUUUGAUUGAGAACUUAUACCCUCCCAUCCAAUGGCCGGUCGCUAGAAGUACUCAAUCGAUUAGUUCUCUAUUGAAAUGGGAUCACGAAUACAAUAAUCUCGUUCGCAAAUAUCCUGACUAUCACUUCAGAUCGUAUGCCUCUGACAUGAAUGAAGUAUACAAUCCGUCACAAAGUAUGAAAGCUUUUAUGCCCGAGCAUUGCAUUGACGGCAAUGUUUUAUAUCCGGCCACCGGUUAUCUGAUGCUCGCCUGGAGACGAAUGGCUGCACAACACGGAAAACUGUGGAACCAAUUGCCGGCCAUCUUCGAGGACGUCCAGUUCCGGAGACCCAUAUUCUUGUCCGACACCGAUAUGACCAGAAUUAAAGUCAGAUAUAUUGAGACUUCAGGUGAGUUUACAAUCCUAGAGAGCGGUGAGUUUACAAUCCUAGAGAGCGGUAAUAUAACAUGUGUGGGAAGGGUUCGCACCAGUGAUGAGUACGCUCUCAAUCUACAACAUGUCUUGGUUGACACCGAAGCCCAUAUGGACGAGGAGUUUGCGGUCAAUUUGACCACAACUGAUAUCUAUAAGGAUCUCAAAAUCUUGGGCUACGAUUACGGGCCAAAGUUUAGACGCAUCCGAUCGAUGAAAACAAAUGAUUUCGAGACAAUGAAUGGACAAAUCAGUUGGGAUGGAAAUUGGGUCACUUUUAUGGAUUCACUGUUGCAGACAAUGGUCGCUGGAAUGCCAUUCAGGAAAAUGAUGGUUCCAGUGAUGAUUAGGAGCAUUCGGUGCGAUCCAAAGGCUAUGUAUGAGGGAAUCGCUGCACACAAAACAGCAGAACAUAGAGAACGUGAGUUUACAAUCCUAGAGAGCGGUAAUAUAACAUGUGUGGGAAGGGUUCGCACCAGUGAUGAGUACGCUCUCAAUUUACAACAUGUCUUGGUUGACACCGAAGCCCAUAUGGACGAGGAGUUUGCGGUCAAUUUGACCACAACUGAUAUCUAUAAGGAUCUCAAAAUAUUGGGCUACGAUUACGGGCCAAAGUUUAGACGAAUCCGAUCUAUGAAAACAAAUGAUUUCGAGACAAUGAAUGGACAAAUCAGUUGGGAUGGAAAUUGGGUCACUUUUAUGGACUCACUGUUGCAGACAAUGGUCGCUGGAAUGCCAUUCAGGAAAAUGAUGGUUCCGGUGAUGAUUAGGAGCAUUCGGUGCGAUCCAAAGGCUAUGUAUGAGGGAAUCGCUGCACACAAAACAGCAGAACAUAGAGAACGUCGGGCUGUUCUCGACUAUGUGAUGGAUGACGAGAAUCUCAAUGUAAUUGCCUUAAGCGGUGGCGACAAAGCUUUGAAUGAGGGGGAAGUGGAGGGCAUUUUGUCCACUUAUAACGUUGAUUACAUGGAAGAGUUGUUCGGCCAAGAGUUUCACGUCUAUCCGUCGGUAUUGCCAUUCCAUGUGGACAUUAAUUCACGAAUGAUUGUCACAUACGGUGUGGAGAUCGAGGAUUUAAUGGCUUCGCCAAUCGCUCGUAAGUCAAAUAUGCAAGACUUGAAACUAGAAUCGUAUCAAUUCGUGGCCAACGAAGAGAAUAUUGCUAUUGAAGAAUACGACAAGAAAUCAAUGACAGAGUAUCUUAAGAUCUGUUCACUAAUCGGCAACAAAAUUAAAAAAUUAAAUGAAUCAAAAGACAAAAAAGUGAUCCAAAAUAUGACCAACAAUUUGGUAAACAAGUACUUAAAUGACAUGAAAGACAAUUAUAUUUUGCUUAAAAUUCUGAACCAAGUCUAUAAGGAAAGUCUCGAUGAGAAUCAAAAUAUCAAUACUAAUAAAGUGAUCACUGAUUUGCAAAAUAAUCGCGAAUAUGACUUAUCUCUUGAUUAUAUUAAUGAAGUUUCAAAGAAUGAGCAUUUGAUUCGAUCUCUGGUCGAUAUUGUGAGCGAGUGUUUUAUCCCUAAAAAAGAGAUCAAAGUAUUGGAACUUAAUUUAACAAAUGGAUUGAUGGCUAAAGAAGUGGACACACAGUUGGCCUCAUCUCAUAUCUAUCCGAUUGAUGUCAACUACACUAUUGCUGUCAAAUCUGUCGGUGCAGUCAGUGAUAGCUAUAAGAAUCAAUCAUUUAAAUUGAUUGAAUGGAAUCCACAGAACAAUGUUUUUCCGACUGAAAUCAAUUCCACUAAUUUUAUUCUUCUGAAAGACUCAAACGAUUUAUGGGAUAUUGAUUUAGACACACAAUUGCAGGACAUGUUUGAUGUCAUUUCAGACAAAGGAUUUUUGCUCUCAGUUUUUAGAUAUCAAUUGACAGAACCAGAGCUCGCAUUGAAUCAGAUAAAUGGCAAAAAAGCCCUAAAGAAUUCAGACUUAGAGAAACGAAUCAUUGACUUCAUAAAAGCGGCCCAAAGUGUGGGUUUCAAUGUUAUCGGGCGGAAAUUGGAUACAAUCGGUUCAAUGGCUAUACUCUACAGAAAAUUAUUUUGUGAGCCUAAAGUACCAAAAAAUGAUAAUAUCAUACAAAUGACGAGUAAUGCCGAGAAAUGGUUUGAGACGUUAAAAGAGAAAAUUAUUGAACAGAAAGAAAACGAGUCAAAUGAGACGCUUUGGCUCAUUGCAAACGACUCUUCAAACAAUGGUAUCAUUGGUCUCAUUAAUUGUCUGCGUUUAGAGCCGGGAGGAGAGUGUCUGCGAUGUGUCUUCGACUGCGAUAACCUCAUCGAAGGUUGCGUCAAAUUCACUGAAAAGCCGUAUUCAGACAUUUUGGCAAAUGAUUUGCCUAUAAAUGUGCUGAAGAAUGGAAAAGUCGGUACUUAUAGACACUUCACUCUUGGAAAAAGCCACGAAAAAAUAGAGUCAAACGACUAUUUCUUGAAUGUCGGCCAUAACAGAGACUUGGCUUCCCUUCAAUGGUAUGACUCGAGGAAUUUGGUCACAAAUAAAGACGAUUACGAUUUGAUAAACACCAAAACCAACAAAACCGCGUGUCAUAUAUAUAGCGCUGGAAUGAACUUCAGAGAUGUCAUGUUCGCCACCGGUCGUAUCGGUUCGGGUCCACAAACGCUUUUUACGGAUUGUUUAAUUGGUUUCGAGUUCGCCGGCCGUCGGGCCGACACUGGAGAAAGGGUUUGCGGUUUCGAUAUGAGUCGAUGUUAUGCCACUUCUAUUGACGCAAACGAAGAGUUAAUUUCCAGAAUCCCCGACAAGUGGUCGAUGGACGACGCGGUGUCUGUAUUGAGUACUUACAGUACUGUAUGGUAUGGUCUCAUAGAGAGGGCACACAUGCAAAAAGGCGAAUCAAUUUUGAUCCAUUCGGGUGCCGGAGGUGUGGGUCAGGCGGCGAUCAGUAUUUGUCAGUUCUAUGAAUGCGAUAUUUUUGUGACCAUUGGAACCGAAGAAAAGAAAAAAUUUUUGAUGAAUACCUAUAAUAUUGCGGAAAACCGAAUAUUGAGUUCGAGAAACACUCAGUUUAAGUACAAAAUCAAAGAAAUGACUCGAGGAAAGGGAGUCGAUGUGGUUCUCAACUCUCUGACCGGCGAUAAACUGGACGCCAGUUAUGAAUGUAUCGCAGAUUGCGGUCGGUUUGUGGAGAUCGGCAAAUAUGACCUCCAAAUGAACAAACAGUUGGGAAUGUUUCCAUUCUUGAGAGACAUCUCUUUCAUCGGUGUUUCAGUGGAUCAAAAACUUUAUACAAAGAGGGGUUUCGUUAUGCGCUUCUUUGAAUGGAUGCAUCAAAACUGUGACAACGGAAUGAUUAAACCAAUCAAUCAAAAUGUGUUCAAAGCCGAAGAGGCGGAGAAGGCGUUCAGAUUCAUGACAACCGGUAAACACAUCGGAAAAAUUGUGAUCAGAAUUCGUGACGAAGAAAGCGAUAAGAAUGCAAAGAGUGCUUUCAAUCCCUCUAACAAAUUACUCGUCACUCGAAAGACAUAUUUUAAUCCAAACAAGACUUAUAUCAUAACCGGAGGUUUGGGUGGAUUUGGUCUGGAAUUCAUUCAUUGGAUGACGUUUUUAGGCGCCCGAAGAUUCGUCUUGACCUCAAGAUUUGGUGUCAAAACUGAUUACCAAAAGUUUAUUUUAAAACGUUUGGCGUCUUUGGGCGCAAACCUUAAACAAUUUGCCACAAAAGUUGUCGUUUUGACUCACGAUUGCUAUACAACUGAAGGAACGAACAAACUCUUAGCCGAAGCACACAAUUUGGGCCCAAUUGGAGGUGUCUUUCAUUUGGCUCUCGUUCUCAAUGACUCUCUUCUUGAGAACCAAACGUUCGAUAAAUUCCAGGAAACCAUUGAUUCAAAGACUAAAGUAUUUGAGAAUUUGGAUAAAAUGAGUCGUGAAUUGAGUAUAGAUUUGGACUAUUUUGUGGUCUUUUCGUCGGUUAGUUGUGGUAAAGGAAACGCCGGGCAAUCAAACUAUGGUUUCGCAAACUCUGUUUGUGAACGCAUUUGUGAAUCGAGACGAAGAGAUGGUUUGCAUGGUUUGGCCAUUCAAUGGGGACCUAUCGGUGAUGUGGGAGUAUUGGCUGAUUCUGAAAUCAACACCUCUUUGGCAGCAAUUGUUAAACAGAGAGUAAACUCUUGUUUAGAAAUUUUGGAUAAAUUGCUUCAAUCGGAUAAUUCGAUUGUUUCGUGUUUGGUGAGAGCCAAGAGAUCAGUGAUGACGGGAACCAAGGAAUCCAAACUCGUAAAUCAGGUUUGGGUUGCGCUGGGAAUCGAUCCCAAGACUACUCCCAAUCACUUAACUCUGGGAGAGAUAGGAAUGGAGUCUAUGUUUGCGGUGGAACUGCAACAGGGAUUGGAGAGGGAGAAUGAUGAAAGACUUACUCUGGGAGAGAUAGGAAUGGAGUCUAUGUUUGCGGUGGAACUGCAACAGGGAUUGGAGAGGGAGUACGACAUUAGAGUGACAUUGAAUGACAUCAAGAAUAUCACAAUAGGAAUGAUGAAAGACUUCGAAAUCGGAAAAGCGGACGAAAUGAAGAAAUUCGCCGAUGAGAUCAAGUCGUGUCGCACGAAGUUAUGUAAAGUCAAGUUCAUUAUACCGAGUGAUGCCUGCAUUAAGCUUAAUAACGUGACGACCGGAAAACCCUUGUAUUUCUUUCCACCACUUGAGGGCAUAUUUACAUCAUUGGAAGGAUUGACGGAAAAGAUUGAUCGCCCGGUCAUUGGUCUGAAUUGGACCCGAGAUAUGGAGAAAUUGGGUUCACUUAAAGAGAUCACUAAAUAUUAUAUACAACUCUUGAAGGCAUUGGAGCCGAAGGGAGACUACGAUAUCUUUGGGCACUUUUACGGAGCGCUCAUUGCGAUGAAGAUGUUGAAGAAGGCGCCGAUCGGGAAGGCUAUCAUAAUUGACAUGUUGUCUGAGGUCACUCUCGACGAGGAUAUGAUAAGUGACGACAAUUUGGUUGAGAUUAUACUGUCUUUCUGUACGAAAGACUUGCCGACAGGUUUGGAAGGAAAGCUCAACUUUGAGACCAUUGAAUCGACGAAUACGCAAGACUUGGAGGCACACAAAACCAUUGAAAGGAUGGCCGCAACUAUCAAUCAGUACCUCCGAAAGAGA
Medioppia subpectinata is the source of this 5768-nucleotide messenger RNA. The record is from the annotation of a GenBank genome assembly. Lineage: Eukaryota; Metazoa; Arthropoda; Arachnida; Sarcoptiformes; Oppiidae.